Messenger RNA from Hyphopichia burtonii NRRL Y-1933, 1197 nucleotides. RefSeq lists its product as uncharacterized. Gene Ontology annotation, cellular component: actin cortical patch; Rvs161p-Rvs167p complex; medial cortex. NCBI's taxonomy places the organism in Eukaryota, Fungi, Ascomycota, Pichiomycetes, Serinales, Debaryomycetaceae. Gene Ontology annotation, biological process: actin cortical patch localization; endocytosis; plasma membrane tubulation. The record is from RefSeq and is a predicted model, not a curated record. The coding region runs from base 1 to 1197 and encodes 398 amino acids. Gene Ontology annotation, molecular function: protein binding; lipid binding. The transcript has a single exon.
AUGAAUUGGGACUCAUUGAAAAGAACUCCACAGCUUCUUAAACAGAAAGUCAACUUAGAAUCGUAUACAAUCGACGAGGAUUUUGAUAACUUAAAGAAUAAGCUUGAAGUUGCAGAAAGAAACCUAAAAGCCUUAUCCAAGCAUAUUCAUAGCUUCAAAGAGCAAUUGUUUCAAAAUAUAGAGAUCGCAACUACAAUUGCAGAAACUUUAACCCAAUUGUAUGAUCCACUCUUAAGCUUGCCUAAGGCUCUAAAAGCUGAUUUGAAUGAAAGAAUGAAGUUUUCUAAAGGGAAGGAUUACCUAUCCUCACUUGAUGGAGUUGAAAUUACGGAAUCUCAAAAGCAAGCGUUAUUAAUAGAGUGCAAGAUUUGGAAGACCAUUGGUGUGUAUAAAAGCUCUAUAGACGAAAUCCUUCCGGCCAUUAAACCAGAAUUGGCUUUACUAGAAGAAAUUAUUAAUAAGAAAGUGAAUGAAGUUUUAAAGUUAUUUGGUUUUAUUAAUAAGCAUAUUCAAAAAAGAGAGUACGUUAAAUUGGAUUAUGAUAAGGCGUAUAAUAAUCAUGAAUCGUUAUUGGUUAAACAAAAACAGAACGAUUUAAGUUUCAAACAAUCUCAACAAAUAUAUAGUUUAGCAAGGAAAAUGGACCAGUAUAAGCAAGAGUAUGAUAGAUUAAAUGAUUUCUUGAAAGAAGAACUUUCUUUUUUUUUCGGCUUUCUAGAUGCUUUCUUGGAUCCAAUACAAACCAUGAUAUACUUUGUUCAAUUAAUGGUUAUCUACCAGUUUAGUCUCAACCUAAAUACAUUGCACGGUAUAUUCGACAGCACACCGGAUGAGUUGGGAAAGAAGGAUUUUAUCGAUGUUUUACUUUGUGAGUUUUACGAGAAGAACGAAAAAGCCUUAAACUCAAUUGAAGAUUUAUUCAUUGUGAAGUUUAGAAAACAGUAUUUCCAAAAUUUAACUUCGUCUUUAGCGACAACCAGCAAUAUCAAAGAAGAUAAAGUUUACUGUACUAUAAAAUUUAGUUUCAAUGGACAAGAACCGGGAGAUCUCACCGUGCGAGCAGGUGAUACUGUCAGGCUAAUAGACUAUGCUGGUGAGUGGUGGAAAGGAGAGCUCAACGGUGAAGCGGGAAUCUUUCCAGGAAAUUAUGUCGUUAAAGAAGACUACGAAUUUUUCGUGAAGAAAAGCAUGAAUUAA